UUCAGUGUCGCAUUGACUUUAUCGCGGCGCACCGAACCUUUUAGAAAUUGAACGGUAGUUUUUUUGUAAAACUUUAGACAACAGAAGAUGAAUUUCAAUAUUCGCUCGUUCGCAAUAUUUUUCGCGUUUGUGGGAACAUUUACGAGUAAUUCAGCAUUUGUAAUCGACAUAUACCGAGACGAUAACAGUUACUAUGGGGAUCAUAUAAUUGACGAUUUGAAUACUCCGAAGGAUGCUUGGGAUUACGAAGUGGUGACUCUAUAUAAAUUCCUCAAUGCAGAAUAUUAUGGAAUCAUUCGCAUUGGGCGUCCUGCCCAAGAAUUCAGGGUAGUAUUCGAUUCAGCAUGGGCCGACUCGUGGGUUCCCUCCCAACAUUGUGGAUUUACAGAACUGGCAUGCAUGCUUCAUAAUCGAUACGACAGUUCGAAAUCUUCAACUUACAAGGAAAAUGGUAGAAUAUUUUCUCGAAAAAGUCAAGAAUUGGAGCUUGGUGGAUUUCUCUCUGUCGACAAUUUCCACUUAGAGCACAUAGAGGUGGCAAACCAAACCUUUAUCGAAAUGACCCACAUGUCGUGGAAGCCAUUCGCACUUCAAAAAUCCGAUGGAAUCAUUGGCUUGGGAUGGAGAAGUCUAGCUACCAAUGGAACCAUUCCAUUUUUUUACAACAUGAUCAAGCAGAAACUAGUAAAGCAAAAUCUCUUCACAUUUUACAUGAAUCGAGACGAAACAACUAAUAAAGCUGGAAAACUAAUUCUGGGUAACACAGACAGAUCUCAUGCCAAAGACAAUCUGACGUACGUGAGAGUCGUAGAUAAGGGCUAUUGGACAAUUCAAAUGGACAGGGUGACGAUCGAUGUGAAAAAAAUGAACAAAACAUACGCUUUCUGCAAAAAUCAUUGCCAAGUUGUGAUGGACACAAGUGCUAAUACUAUCAGCGGGCCUGCCAAUGAAAUUCAAGCUAUAAAUAAUUUAUUGGGGGCAAAAAACAUUUGGCCUUACUGGCCUUAUAAAUAUAUGGUAGACUGUCGUCAAUAUGCCUUGCUGCCACACGUUAGCUUUGUCUUCAAUGAUAAAGAAUUUACAAUAGAUUCUAAAUACUACGUUCAACAUGUGGUUUACCAUGGAGUACAAGUAUGCUUGUCUCCAUUCGUGACAAGUGCCAUUGGAACUUGGGAAUUAGGAGGUGCAUUCCUAAUGCAAUUUUAUACAGAAUUUGAUUUUGAUAACGAGCGCAUUGGAAUUGCAGAAACCGUGUUCUAAACUAUCGAUAAAAAUCAUCCUAACAUGCAAUUAUAUCCCCUCACUUAACAUACUUUUUAUUCAAAAAUAUGUUGUAAAGAUACUCAUCUAUUUUUUAUCUCAAGUCUUAAUAAAUAUUUGAUGAAUCAA
Molecule: messenger RNA, 1389 nt
Organism: Diachasmimorpha longicaudata
Lineage: Eukaryota; Metazoa; Arthropoda; Insecta; Hymenoptera; Braconidae
Product: lysosomal aspartic protease-like
Exons: 9
Coding region: 88-1260 (390 amino acids)
Biological process (GO): cell death; proteolysis
Cellular component (GO): lysosome
Molecular function (GO): aspartic-type endopeptidase activity
Source: RefSeq, a predicted model, not a curated record